GUUCUUCAUCAACUUUCUACACGCGUAAACACAAGCAUGUCGUUUGAGCUGCCGAAGCUGUACAUCAACCCCCAGUUCACCUGGGGACCACCGGAGGAGGAGCUGGUGAUGGACGACGGCGAGUCCUUCGAGCUCUACUCCAAGAUGGACCCGCUGCUGGCGGUCGACUGGUACUCCUUCAAGAAGCAGGAGGACGAGAAAGAGAGCGAGAGCGACGACGAGGCGGCGGCGAACAAGCGCAAGGCCUUCGUGCAGGUCGAGGACAACGCACGCCUCAAUGCGCUGCGCAGUGAGCGGGCGAAGGUGGCACCGACGAACUUCCGCAACAACGCCCGCAACGCGAAGGGCGGCAUGCAGAAUGCGAAGGGCGGCAAGGAUUCCAAGAACACCAACGCUCGCCGCAACAACAUGCGCCGCAAGAUUGCGGAGCUGUCGAACACGUACAACGCCUCUGCCGUGGCAGUGGUGCAGCAGGUGAUCAAGCAGACGGAUAUGACCAAGCUGCGCAUGGCUGCCCUGCCGAAGGUGGUCGAGCUCGGCCUGUACGGCACCCCGCCGGUGUACAACACGGCCAUCGAGUCCGCCACCUGCGCGCGCCCGGUCUCGUUGGACGAGUCGAAGUACGACGACGAAUUCUUCCUGCGCGGCCUCACCACGGAGGAUCCGGAGCUGCGCAAGAUUAUGGGCGAGACCCAGCGCUACCCACUCGUCGUCGUCACCGACGAAAUACUGUCGUUGCUGAUGGUGUGCUCGCGCUCCUCAUACCCGUGGCACAUCCGCGUGCUCAACUACAACAACAUUUGGAUUCUCGUCAAGCGCGAGGACAGCAGCAUCGACAAGCAGUGGGUGAGCGAGACGGCCGGCAACGACAUACGCCCGUCUGAGGCGGCCGACAAUGCGGCGGAGCGGAUCUCCGCCCUCGGCGAGGAGUCGACGAAGGUCUACGACUGCUUCACUCGUGCGGCGUGCACGAAGAGCUACGCGCAGGUGAAGGUCAACAAGAGCCCCUUCAGCCGCAAGCAGCCCCGCAUGUACAGCUAUCGCCGCUACAUCCUGCACGACGGCACGCCGGAGCGUUACGACAUCGUCGUGCGUUGCGAGGUUGAUGCUGUGAUGCCCAAGACAAACGACCGCGUCCGCACCUUUGCGCUGCUGGAGCAGUGCGUGGUGCGAGAGAAGGACUCGUCGUGGCGCCGUGAGGGUCUGCUGAAGAACGCCGCCUCCUUCCUACCCAUUGAGUAUGCGAAUAACGGCUGCAAGAUCGCCCGCUGGACGGCGCUGUCGCUGCUGUCGGAUGCGAAGCUGAUGAAGAUUGGCUUCGUCACGUGUGAGGAGAAGAUGGAGAAGGGCCAGCGCGUCUUCGACCACAAGCAGCACGAGAUCCUCACCGUGCAAACGUACUCGCCGGCGUCGCUUGCCACGCAGUUCGGUAUUGAGGUGUCGAACAUGUGGGCCAUCGUUGACCACAUCCUGCGCCCCUUCAUCGACGGUCAGUCCAUCUGCCCCUCGAUUCUGAUGAAGCCGGGCGACAAGCCCGAGCUCAUCGUCGUGGAGGAGGAAGAUGACGACGACAGCGACGAGGACGACUCGGAUGAGGAGGAAGACGACGACGAGGAAGAGGAGGACAACGAAGAUGCGGAGUAA
This is a messenger RNA of Leptomonas pyrrhocoris, 1644 nucleotides long. Its product is annotated as eukaryotic translation initiation factor 3 subunit 7-like protein. Gene Ontology annotation, biological process: translational initiation. Gene Ontology annotation, molecular function: translation initiation factor activity. NCBI's taxonomy places the organism in Eukaryota, Euglenozoa, Kinetoplastea, Trypanosomatida, Trypanosomatidae. Bases 37 to 1644 code for a protein of 535 amino acids. Gene Ontology annotation, cellular component: cytoplasm; eukaryotic translation initiation factor 3 complex. The record is from RefSeq and is a predicted model, not a curated record. The transcript has a single exon.